AUGGCAGAGACAACGGAAAAUGAUGUAGUCGGCGAUCUGAUCGCGCAAGAACUAUCGCAUACUCCUUUUGCGUGUUCAUCCCUUCGCCGUUUAUUUGGUGGCACUGCAAACUUUGUAUAUGAAGGCAUACUUGCUUCAACAGAAGAGUCUGUCCUCAUCAAGCAUACAACGAACUAUUUGGCUUCCAGCCCAGACUCAGGCUUCAAUAUUGAUCCUGUGCGAUCCAUCUAUGAGGAAUAUAUUCUUCGAGUACUAGAUGGUCUAGCACCAUACUCACAUGACAAUCUGAUGGUCAAAACUCCCCGGGUUCUUUACUUCAAUGUAAAGACAGAUACACAAGUUCUCGAAUAUCUUCCAAACUCAGUGGAUCUGAAGUCAUUCCUGCUCUCUGAAGAGUUCCAAGGAGUGUCGAAGCCACUAGCACAAUCUCUUGGUCGUGCGCUUGGAUCCUGGCUACGCCAUUUCCACAAUUGGGUGCGCGAAAAGCAGCAGGCGGAGUCCAGAGAGAUGCUCGCCAAGAACGAUUCCAUGAAACAGUUGAAGUUCUCCGUAAACUAUGAUACUUUGAUCAACACGAUUGAUAAUUUCCCGGAGAUUUUGGAAAACAGCCGUGAUGUUUUUGAAAAGGUUCGCGGUCUUGCGGCAGCUGAGUUGAAAAAACAGCCCCAUGAUGAAGGAUAUGGAGUGAUCCACGGAGAUUUCUGGACCGGCAAUGUACUUAUUCCAAAAGCUUUCCUUGGACAAUCCGAAGUCACCAUGUUUGUUGUUGAUUGGGAGAUGUCACAGAUUUCCAACAGAGGAUUGGAUCUCGGCCAAAUGAUUGCUGAAGUUUUGCAGACGAAGCUCUUCAAACAGGUGGAAGGUAGCAUAUGGGUAAUCGAUGGAUUUUUGCAGGGGUACGGGCAUUUGACCGACGAUAUGGCCUUCCGAACUGUAAUACACGCUGGAGUGCAUCUUAUCUGUUGGGGAAGCAGAGUGACUGGAUGGGGAAGCCAACAGCAAAUUGAAGAAGUCGUUCAAGUGGGAAAAGACUUUAUCGAACAGGGUUGGAUGCGAAAUAAAGCAUGGUUCGAAGGGGGAAGCUUAGAAUUUCUGUUCAAGAGAUGA
Messenger RNA from Penicillium taxi, 1107 nucleotides. RefSeq lists its product as uncharacterized. The coding region runs from base 1 to 1107 and encodes 368 amino acids. The record is from RefSeq and is a predicted model, not a curated record. Lineage: Eukaryota; Fungi; Ascomycota; Eurotiomycetes; Eurotiales; Aspergillaceae. The transcript is spliced from 3 exons.